CUCGUAACGUCUGCAGUUGCAGGGAGAGCCAUCGGGAACAUCUUUAUUUUAUUAUGAAAUCUGGAGGUUUCUUGGGGUUAGAGUGAAUGAAUCAUCUCUUUCUCUGACACUGGGUAAUUUCACAGUUGGGUAAUUUACUAAUCGACAUUUAGGGCAUCUCUUUUUCUUUGUUGUUACUUCGGUAAUGCACUCCACUUUCCGCAAUUAACGUUUCUCACGAUAUGUAAGCCUAUUGGGGGCAGUUACUGUUAAAACGAUUUAAGGCUACUUUAAUAAUAAUUUAAAAAGAACUGCCUUACUGACAACUUUGCAAAAUCCUGUAAAAUGGAUCAACUAAAACCGAAUAGCUAAUAAUAAGCCUCUAUUAACCAUAAAAUAAUGAAGUAAUGAAACAGUAGUAUUGUAACACCCUUAGUCUGGGUAUAGUUAACCCUGGCCACCAUUGAGGAAAGACCGCAGCAGCCGGUGUGAACAUCUGCGGCCAGGAGACGGGCGCUUCAUUAGCGCCGCAGUGGGUGGCAGCAGGAGGACCUCAUCAUGUCCUAAACAUAAAACAUCCACGAGGGGAGGAGGUGCUCGGUACUGAUCACAGGCAACCGAGCAUAAGAAGCGUUUCCCAAAUACGCGGACACAAGAAAACGGCGUUAAUGUCAUCAGCUUCCUCAACGACUGCAUCCUGGACUGCAAUCAUUUUAACUUUGAUUUUUUCAGUAGGUCGGAUAAUUCAUUUAGAGGGAUUUAAGUCCAUAGCAUUGGAAGGCGCGCGCUUUGCUAUGUAUAUCGCACGUGCAUAUUGCGUGUGUACUCGUGUCCGUAAACAUCCUAUAUAAACAGCAGCAAAUCUUGAUUUAGCUCGUGUCCUUCUUCCCAAAUUUAGUCGAUGCCCCAGGUUUUUGUGCCAAUCUUCCGAUUUUGAGGUCUGACAGUUUGUACAGCUAAACCGCGCUUACUUACACGUAAUUCUACCUUCAUUCUGUAAAUAUCGUUUACAAAAUACAUUUGAUCAAAAGUCAGAAAGCUCCACGAAAUGAAUUAUCUUCUCGUUUGAAGCGCGGUCUUUCAGAACAUCGUUUUCAAGCAUUAAGUCCUUCAGUCUUAAGCUACUUCAGCUCUAUAGCAAGGACGAGCUUAGUAUUGCUGGCAGCCGUCCCGGGGCUUCAGUGCGAGUAGGACGCGUGUAACUCAAAACCAGCAGCUGCCUUGCCUCCAAGCUAGAGGAGUGAGCGGUGAAAGUCCGUCCUCCAGGGUCCAGCUCCAGGCUGCCAGUGAGAGGAGAGCGAUCGGCCGGACAGGAGUGCGCAGCUGGAGCGGAUGCUUCUGCGGCAGCCGGAGCCCGUGCUCAGGGACUGAAGAACGAUCUGCAUCCCCAUUCCACGGGCGUUCCUUUCCUUUAGAACAGUUCGGCACCAGCAUGCGGGUAAUCAUGGCUCUCUUUGUCCUCCUGGCGUUCAGCUCUGUUCAGUCCAGGAGGACAGGGCAGAGGGGUGGGCGGGGCCGUGGUCGUGGCAGGAACAGGAUGGGGGCAAUCAAGCGCUUCGUGUCAGAAUGCGUGGAGUAUAUGGAGUCCAGAGAGAAAUAUCUGGACUGCCAGGACCAACAACUGACUAUAGUCCCCAUUAGCUGGUCCAGGGACACGUUCCACCUGCUUCUGGCCAGAAACAGGAUUCAGGGGUUGCGGGAUAACGCCUUUGGACAGUUUCCGCAUCUGAGGAGCCUGGAUCUGCAGCAGAACGAGCUGACAAGGAUUGAGAAGCAAGCCUUUGCUGGCCUUGACCAGCUGACCACGCUGCUGCUCCAGCACAAUGGCCUGCACACCCUCUCUGAAGAAGUGCUCCUUCCCAUGCCCCACCUGAGAUUCCUGCGUCUCUAUGACAACCCCUGGCACUGCAAGUGUUCACUCGACACCCUGGUCAGGACCUUGCAGGUGCCCAGCAACCGUUACCUGGGAAACUAUGCCAAGUGUGCCGAGCCCCCAAGGCUGAAGGGGGAGAAGCUGAAGAGGAUCAGGCCGGAGCUGCUGUGCCCUCAUUUGGAGGAGAACAUCCUCCAAGAGCCUCAAGAUGACAAAGUGAAGAUAAAGUUUGAUGCCGUAGAUUCCUGCCACACCUACAUGUUCCCAACACCUUUGCUGGACUGUCAGAACCGAGGCCUAACAAACGUUCCAGCAGGUAUCCCCCCAGAUAUAGUCAAGGCGGACCUGUCCAGAAACAAGAUCAGACAUCUGAGGCCCAAGGAGUUUGUGACUGCCAAAGACCUGAGAUCCCUGAACCUCAGCAGCAAUGGCCUAGAUGGCAUUGAGAUUGCUGCUUUCAAUGGCCUUCUGUACCUCCGGGAGCUGGACCUGUCAAACAACAGCCUUCAGCACAUACAGUACGGCGUCCUGGAGGACCUCUAUUUCAUCCGCCGGCUGGUGCUGGGGGGAAAUCCGUGGGUGUGUGACUACAACAUCCACUACUUACUCUACUGGCUAAGGCUGCACCCUGGCGUUUACCACUCUGGCCUGGUUUGCCAGGCCCCGCCUGAAUUUGCUGGCUGGACCGUGCGGGACUACGUCAGGACCUACGACGGGAAGUGUCCCGAGGACCAAAUGUCAGGCCAGGAUGACUUCGGAGGGGAAGUCCUGAGCGAGACGAUGAAGCAGGAAAAUGGCAUUCUGCUUGGUCCUCGGAGAGGGAGAAAGACAGUUAAAGGCAUGAGGUUGAGCUAAAUGACACAGACCACAUUGCUCUUUUUUGAACGCCUUUUGUAUUUUGCAGGACUUCGCAGUUCAGUCUGUGUCAGAUGCUAAACCCUUCGUUUGGUUCCUCACCAUGACAUCAUUGAGGACAAUGUCCGUACUUUCCUUCUGAAGUUAAUUUGUAUAAAAGGGAUGGUUUUUAAAACUUUCCAUGGUUCUGCAUUUUCUUACAUCAUCCAAAGGAAGCCAGUUUAUGCUAUACACUGAUGCACAAUGAAAUGCUUCAAAAGUGAGAGUUGAAAAGGUCACACGGACUUGGGCAAGCUAUGGUGUUUACUGCCUGCUACAUGAGGUCAUGAAUGACCUUGAAGCACCCAGCUACAUGUAUCUGAACUAAAUAUCAGAGUAAAUUAGAGCUCAUUGUUGUUUCUUCAACACCAAUAUGAGGUUGGUGAAGAUCAUACUAGCUCCUGUCCCACAGACUGUGCCUGGCAUCCAUCCAUGAAUUAGUUCAGAUUUAGUUGAUGUGAAACUAUGGGGCCUACAGAGAUUGAAAACAUGCCAGGAACAACUUUGGAAAAAGUCAAUCAAUUUAAAAGUCAGGACGACUGUUGGAUAUGGUAGCCUUGAAAGCGAGGUCACCACCUUCACCAGGCUGCUGUAUCCAUGGAAUAGGCCAACAUGCCAGCUCUGUUUGGGCACGGCGUUUAAAACACACCGGAAAGUUUCAAACUGGGCUGUGUGACAUCAUGGCAGUUUAUAAGGUGUUUACUGCACAGCUAUGGGCCAGACCUCAGUUAUCAGUCCCUCUUAGAUACCAAUUUUUCUUUAUUUUAUUGAAACAGCAGCGUGACCAAGACCUUUAAAAGGAGACAGAAAAAAUAAUAUUUUCCCAGGGAGCAAUUGAAUUUUAGGUGGCUGGCCACGAUUCAUGGAGUGAGAACGAAUUUAUACAUAAACCAGCUGCAGUCCAGCGCGGGUACAGCUUAGCUAGCUGGGCGCCGUUACUGCUGGUAUAAAAUCUUAACAGCAACAUUGCUGUACCUCAUCCCAUAAGACCUCCUGUUCUGAUCUAAACUGAGAACAUGCAUUGCUGUUUUUGGGCAGUGUUUUCACAUGACUUGGCCAAAGGGUUGAUGCCAUUUUGGCCAAGAGGACCCUUUGGAAUGAAUAAAUCUGCAAGGACAUAAUAAAAAAAAUACGGACUAAGACCCACCCAUGCCAAGAAUAGGCCUAAACGUGUCAUACUCUUACUGCAGAGUGCAUUAAACCUGACAUACUGUAUAUUAAAUACAGCUGGAAUAAUGACAUGGGUUUAAGAACAAACCAUUGAGCAGUGAAUAUUUUUAGGCUGGCAUGUCAUUGUAGGUUCUGUGGAGGGAGAGUCAUUGAAGGUGACUGAAGGUCUGGGGUAAGCGGCGCUGAUCCUGGAGCGCCGGUAUCCAGCAAAUAUGCCAUUCUGCCUGAUCUCUGGCGGACAGUAACCUGAGGUAGGAUAGAAACCCUGCUGGAUGCCAGCACUCCAGGAUCAGGAGCGUCUACCCUUGCCCUAAGCUUUUUCUUCCUGGGGGUUGAAGGUGAGAGAGCACAACCAGUCAUUAAUCUGGACAUUUGAGGGGGGGAAAAAAAUCUAAACGCACAUUUAAAAAUAAAACUUUAAAAUACAAUUUGGUUUUAUUGCAUAGGACAAGCGGGUACAGAAAUAAAUUGGAUGGAUGGAGAGAUUAACUUAAGAUCAUGUGUUCAAACAGCAUUUCGAUCCGACCAGUAGGGGGUGCACCUCAGUAAAAUCACCUGUGGAGAGUCAGCACAGCUAUAUAUGGGUGGAUUUUUGGAAUCAAUAGAAAGAUUCAUUUAAAGGCUAAAUACUGUGUCACUGUAUAUGAUGCAUUUCUCUUUAGCUGUUUUUGGUCUUUUCUACAAAAGUUAACCCCUUAGGGCAGUGUUUCCCAAUACAGUCAUCGGGGACCCGCAGUCGGUCCACAUUUUCGCUCCCUCCCAGCUCCUGGUAGGGAUCUAAAAUGCAGACCAUCUGCGAGUCCCCAAGGACCAGACUGGGAAACACUGUCUUAGGGUGAUAGGUCUUCCUGAUAUGUACAAUAGCCACCUACAUCUCAGUCCCAAACAUCCAUCUGACAAAACAUCAGGGCUGUGGCCUGAGGAGCAUCUGGAGAAACUGCGGUUUAAUAAAUGUUACCCUUAGCGGUCA
Molecule: messenger RNA, 4886 nt
Organism: Paramormyrops kingsleyae
Lineage: Eukaryota; Metazoa; Chordata; Actinopteri; Osteoglossiformes; Mormyridae
Product: leucine-rich repeat-containing protein 17-like
Cellular component (GO): plasma membrane
Molecular function (GO): protein binding
Source: RefSeq, a predicted model, not a curated record